AUGGGCCCACAUCCUCGGCAAACUCACGCAAAAUUACCCUCUAUUUCGUGUGAGUCACCAUCCAUCGGAGAACUGCAACACUUCCAACUGGCGGAUCCAAGUCUUCGAAAAUCGGGUGCCAUAGAUGUCAUCAUCGGUGCAGAUUUCUACGGCCAAAUCACCGGAGACCAAGUGGUUAAAUCCACUGAUAACCAAAUCGUCGGCCAGAACACCACCUUCGGCUGGGUCAUUUCGGGCCCAGUUUGUUGCUCAAGCUGUUCAAUCAAAAUCUCUCUAGCUGCAAUACGAGAGACUCCGAACGAGCAACUGCUGGCACUAUUGAAGAGGUUCUGGACCCAGGAGGUAUUGCCAGCUCAGAGCAACACCCCUCUCACCCAGGAAGGGCUCGAAUAUGAGCAACAAUUUCCAUUCACCCACACUCGGGAUCCAACGGGGAGGUAUGUUGUAAGACUACCCCUCAAAUCAAGGGCUGUGGGGUCUCAAAACCCAAGGGUCUUCGGCAACUUCACCAGCUCAGGGGUAGACUCCAAAGAGAUUCCAUCUACGAUGCAGCGAGUAGUGGACACCUCGGAACGAUCUCCAGUGUACUAUCUUCCACAUCACGGAGUGCUCCGUCCGGAUAGCACAACCACCAAGCUUCGAGUCGUAUUUAACGGCUCCAGUUCCACCUCCACCGGUACGUCGCUCAAUGGCAUCCUCCAUGCCGGCGGAAAACUCCAGGUAGACGCUCCAGACGUGCUUUUCUGGGUGAGAAGACAUAGGUACGUCUUCGGCACGGACUUUGUCAAAAUGUUACAGCAGAUCAGGAUCUACUCGGACGACUGGAACCUCCAGCGUAUCCUCUGGCGAGAUGAGAAUCAACUCAUUACGUUCCAACUCACCACAGUCACCUACGGCCAAACUUGUGCUCCAUGGCUAGCUCUUCGAGUUCUCCAGCAGCUCACGGCGGACGACGGACAUCUGUAUCCAAAGGCGGUACCCUCACUCUCCAAAGGCAGAUACGUAGACGAUAUCUACGGCGGAGCGGAAUCACCAGCCGAGCUGAGAGAAAUUAUCACUCAGCUCCUCGGGCUCUGUAAGGCGGGCGGCUUCCUCCUUCAAAAAUGGGCCAGCAAUUGUCCCGAGGUCCUCAGCCAACUUGGGCUGUCACCUCCACCAUUUCCAUUAUCUUCAUCGGACCUUCAAGAAAAGGAGCAGGUCAUCAAGGUGCUUGGAUUGUGCUGGAACUCACAUCAAGACAACUUUCAAUUUAAACCACAGACCUUCUCCACCAAACCAGUCACCAAGCGGCUCAUCCUAUCGGAAAUCGCCCAUAUUUUUGAUCCAUUGGGCUUCAUUUCUCCGGUAACCAUCAACGCCAAAAUCAUCAUGCAGGAACUGUGGCUCAUCAAGUUCAGGGAAGAACUAAGCCACGUCAACCUCAUCGCAGUUCCUCGGUGGCUCCACCUCGACUCCACGAUCUCCAACCUCCAAAUUCACGGCUUUGCGGAUGCCUCCAACCUCGCCAUGGAGGUGGUAGUCUAUCUUCGCACGGAAAAACCAGGUAUGGCUCCAAUCAUCUCUUUGGUGUGCGCCAAAACACGUGUCGCCCCGCUUAAGAAAGUGACUGUACCCAGACUUGAGCUAACAGCAGCAGGGCUGUUGACGAAGCUCACGUGCUACGCCAUCAAACAGCUGGAGCUAACCCAACCAACCAUCUUCCUCUGGACGGACUUCUCGGUGGCUCUAGCAUGGGUUAAAUCCCAUCCAUCUCGCUGGAAAGAAUACGUCCAAAACCGUGUUCUAAAAAUCCAAGAGGCCAUACCCAACGGAGAGUGGCUUCACAUCAGCGGAACGGACAACCCAGCAGACUGUGCCUCACAGGGGCUAUCACCGGAACAACUUCAUCACCAUCCACUGUGGUGGAAUGGGCCACCAUGGCUCGUUUUCCCUCCACACCAUUGGCCAGUCUCAUCAGUCGGAUCCAAGGCAGCGGCGACUCUUCAGGAAAAGCCAUCCUUAGCACAUCCCGGUGUCAUCAGCCCUCAGGAGGGCAAUGAACUCCUAGAGCGGCAUAACGAUCUCAACAAAAUUUUGAGAGUAACGACACUCGUCAAUCGGCUCGGAUGGCGGCUACAGCGGAUAGAAGUUCUAGAUCAACGGUUUGUCACUCCAAAAGAAGUCGAAGAAGCUAGACUUUUCUGGAUGAAAAGGAUACACCACCAUCACUUCAACGAGGAGAUCCGGAUCCUGACCACCAACAAAUCUUACGGACCGGCGGCCGUCUCCACAAUGCUCACCUGGACUUUAAGGAGAUCGAUCCAGCGGUACUCCCACGACAUUCCAGAUUCACGGAUCUGGUUAUCGGAGAUGCACACCGACGGUCUCAUCACGGCGGAACCCAGCUCACCCUGGCCUUUACCAGGCAAAGGUACUCGUUCAUUGGCGGUAGAGCUCCUAGGAGAGCUCGCACAACAACUGAUGGGUCAGAUGCCACCACCACGGAUUCAACCAUCCAGGCCAUUCACCCACACUGGAGUCGACUUUGCCGGCUCACCAAAAAUAUACUCCGGUGGAAAGGAUCGGGCUAUCGGGCCCAGAACGGCUACAUCUUGGUCUUCGACUGCUGCUCCACCUCAGCCAUCCAUCUCGAAGCGACGAGGAAUCCCAGCCUCAAAAACCAGUGACAGAGGGCUGAACUUCUUCGGAGCCAAUCGAGUCCUGAACCAACUAUUUGCUCAGGCCUCAGCUGAAUCGGAUCAGAUUCGGGCCGCUCUAGCAGCAGACGGAACCACCUGGCAUUUUCACCCAGCAGGCCCUCGACAUUUCGGCGAAAAAUGGGAAGCGAUUGUUAAAUCCGUCAAACGCCAUCUCCAGAGGACAAUUGGGACCUCAACUCUGUCCCUAGAAGAACUUACAACUCUCCUAGUGCAGGUUGAGGCGGUUCUCAAUUCUCGGCCCAUUGCACCCACUUCGGACGAUCCAGCGGACACUUCAGUGCUCACUCCAGGGCACUUCCUCAUCGGCGGAUCCAUCACCACGGUUCCGGAGCCAUCACUACCCGAGGAAAAUAUUCCACACCUCGACAGGUGGCAGUUGAUCACCAACAGGGUGCAAGAUUUCUGGCGAAGAUGGUCGCAAGAGUGCAUCCACCACUUCCAUUCCAAUCCCAAAUGGAAAUAUCCAAGAGCCAACAUCAUCAUCGGAUCGGUCGUUCUCAUUUCGGAUGAGAGAUUUCCACCGUGUAAGUGGCUACUUGCACGGGCCAGGCGGUUCAUCCUGGUAAUGAUGGACUCAUCAGAGUUAAGACGAAGGCGGGCGGAUUGUUCAGAUUUAAAUCCGAAGACGGAGGGCAGCCAGCCUCGUCGGCCAAAUUCGGUUGACCUCUGGUCACCGACGAGACUGGCUGACCCACUUAUCACCUCGGUCUGA
Diachasmimorpha longicaudata is the source of this 3411-nucleotide messenger RNA. RefSeq lists its product as uncharacterized. NCBI's taxonomy places the organism in Eukaryota, Metazoa, Arthropoda, Insecta, Hymenoptera, Braconidae. The record is from RefSeq and is a predicted model, not a curated record. The transcript is spliced from 7 exons. Bases 1 to 3411 code for a protein of 1136 amino acids. Gene Ontology annotation, molecular function: nucleic acid binding.